CAUUAUUUCGAACCUACAUCCUUGAAGCAUAGGCGAAGUUCUGAAAAUGGCUGAUAUCUUCGUUCGAGAUGCAAAUUUAGUAGCUUUAAUCGAAAAAACUGGUUAUAAUAUAGUUCAAGAGAAUGGUCAACGAAAGUAUGGUCCUCCUCCAGGCUGGGUUGGACCUCCUCCACCCAAAGGAUCUGAAAUUUUUAUCGGAAAAUUACCAAGAGACGUCUUCGAAGAUGAAUUGGUUCCGUUAUGUGAGCAGUUUGGGAAAAUCUAUGAGCUCCGUUUAAUGAUGGAUUUUAACGGAAAUAAUCGUGGAUAUGCUUUUGUAACAUAUACAAAUACUGAAGAUGCUGGAAAAGCAAUAAAAGGCUUGGAUUGCUUCGAAAUCAGACGAGGGCGCCACAUUGGAGUUUGCAAAUCAAUCGACAACUGUCGCUUAUUCAUAGGAGGAAUUCCGAAGGAUAAAAGCAAAGAAGAAAUUAAACAUGAAGUUAGUAAAUAUACGGAAGGUGUAUCUAAAGUUAUUCUCUACAGCAGUAUUUUGGAUAAAACAAAGUACAGAGGCUUCGCUUUUGUUGAGUAUGAAAGUCAUAGGGCAGCCGCUAUGGCAAGGCGUAAAUUGAUAGCCGCAAAUAUUAAACUUUUCGAUCAUGAAAUCGCUGUAGACUGGGCUCAACCUGAAGCUCAAGUGGACGAUGAAACUAUGAAAAGAUAUGUGCGAUCUGUGGAAAAGGGCUUUUUUAUGUCUUCCAAACUCUCGGUCACUGUACUGUAUGUGCGGAAUCUUUCCGCCUUGACUAGUGAAGAACAGCUUCGUGUUCUUUUUUCAAUGGGUGGUGCUUUGAGAGUUGAAAGAGUGAAAAAAAUGAGAGAUUUCGCUUUUAUUCAUUAUUAUAAAAGAGAAGAAGCUGAAACUGCACUGAAACAAUUUGAUGGAAUUAUGAUUGAUGACUGUGUAUUAGAAGUAACCUGGGCUAAACCUCCUGAAACUCAAAAGCAAAAGUCACUUAUUGAUAAAAGAGAUGUUGGAAACUUCUUGUAUAAGCCAGUAAAUUAUGAAAAUUUUGAUCCCAACUUGGAGCUCAGUUUUUCAAACUCGUCAUCAGUUCCUGGAUUCUCAUUUUUUCCAAGAUCAAUUGGAAGUCCACGAUCAAGUGCUAGACCAAGAUUUCCAAUUUCUAUGCAAAACCUAAGAAGCACUUUUCCAAUUACAAGACCUGUUCAGCUUUUGUAUUACAUCUGUCUUGAAAAUGGAUGGGGUGAACCUCUGUUCCAGGUGUCUCACGUUGACUCAGAUCCUUGUGAAUUGUUUUUUGUUUGCUGGGUUAUAAUGCCUGGUUGUCCAUUUGGUCGUCGUUUUAUGUCUGAUAAAAUAAGCCGAACUCCAGAAGAAGCUAAAUUGUAUGCUGCUUGCCAUGUUUUAAAAAAAUUUGGAAUAAACUGUGAUCAUGCUGAUAGCUCAGGAUUGUCAUCUUAUCAUCUGCCUAUUCCGAGUUCGUAUGCCAAUAUUUCAAAGAAUCUGUUGAAUAGCAAUUCACUGGGAGCUUCAAAAUCAGCCUCAAAUUUGGACUUUUGUUCACCACCUAAAGCAGCUUCUUACCCAACUUUUAAAUCUCAGCCAUCUAUGCCAUUUUUUAAUGAGAGAGGACAAGGGGAUACUGGUAAUGUUUUGCCCAGUUCACCUUCUUCAGAUACGUUUCAAUUCGAAGAUGUGGAAAACUCAGCCUCAUGGUUGGAUCCAAAUACUCCUAUAGAACCUAAUAGUAUCCUUGGUCUUCUUGCUUCAAUGGCAGCUGCAACAAAUGUUGAUCUUCCUAUAUUUAAUAAACAAAAACUUUAAACGUUGUACCUGAACAUUGAUUUCUUUUACAUAUUAUUAUUGUUAUUUCAUUUGAAUAUAAUGCACAGUUAAAUAUAUUUCAUGUGUAAUUAUUUGAAAUGUCAUAUUAUGUUUAAAUUUCCUAUAGGUAUUUAUUGCAGUUAUUUUCUUCUGUUUUGCUUUCAUAAACUUGAGGAAUGAUUGAGAAUUGUUCUUUUCAGAACAAUAAUAUUACUUACUCAGCUUGCAAUAUGAGAAAAGUUUUGUAACCUAUCCUUUUUCAUGCUUAGUUAUUGUAGUAUUUUUAAGCAGCUGACUUAAAAAAUAUAAAAUUGCUUUCUUAAAUUAUUGUUUACUUCUUUGUAAAUCUAUCAUUAUUUUCAAAAUAGUAUGUAAAAGUACUUUGGAAUAUAUAUGAGAUUUAAUUAAUAUAUAGGAAAAUUUAAUGAUAUA
Messenger RNA from Stegodyphus dumicola, 2263 nucleotides. RefSeq names its product putative RNA-binding protein 46. Lineage: Eukaryota; Metazoa; Arthropoda; Arachnida; Araneae; Eresidae. The record is from RefSeq and is a predicted model, not a curated record. Gene Ontology annotation, molecular function: RNA binding.